Leptinotarsa decemlineata (Colorado potato beetle) is the source of this 1112-nucleotide messenger RNA. It is a transcript of the gene emc, whose product is annotated as Basic helix-loop-helix domain-containing extra-macrochaetae. Lineage: Eukaryota; Metazoa; Arthropoda; Insecta; Coleoptera; Chrysomelidae. Gene Ontology annotation, cellular component: nucleus; cytoplasm. The record is from RefSeq and is a predicted model, not a curated record. Gene Ontology annotation, molecular function: protein dimerization activity; transcription regulator activity. Gene Ontology annotation, biological process: cell differentiation; negative regulation of transcription by RNA polymerase II; circadian regulation of gene expression.
GAGUCGCUCAGACCCUUACUAGAUUAGAUUUAGUGCGGUUGCUUUUUGUAUUUCGUGUGAAGUUCAGUUCAGUGCCAACUUUGCAAACAUGAAGGCCGUCGUAAGUGCAGUGUGCUCCGAAAACAGUGUUGCAUCAAUCAACGGAAAAGUGACAAAACGCAAGGAUAUCGAGAACGAGGAGAUACAGAUGUAUCUCAGCAAGCUGAAGGAUUUGGUUCCGUUCAUGCCGAAAAAUAAGAAACUCUCCAAAUUGGAGGUUAUUCAGUAUGUCAUCGAUUAUAUUUGUGAUCUUCAGAGUGCUUUGGAAACGCACCCAGCAGUUAACGCUUUCGACGCAGCUUCGGCCCUUAGCCAGAAAAAAUCGCAAGCAGCGGCGAGUCCUCGACAGCCCUUAGGAGUGAGGCCCAGUCCGAAUACGAUACUCACCCCCUGCGAAGCGCCAAUUCUGCAAAAUAUCACGACGGCUGAAGCUCUUACGGCAUCAGACAGGCAGAUCUCUUGCUGAAAUUCAAAUGAUCGUUCUCAUCAUCAUGUUCAUCUCAUUCCAAUUCCCUUGGAAAUUAUCUCGAGGAAAGGUGCAAGCGAGGUUCCAGGGGACGACUGAAUAUCAUUUAUUUAUAUUAGAAAGGAGUGACCUAACGAAUGUCUGAGGACUUUGUGUGGAAGCCGCGUAAAAGAGAAGAGCACUAGUGAUGUACCUGUUAUGUUGCAAUUUGUUAUUUAGAUUUUAUUUUAUUGUUUUGUACAUAAGAAAAGAUAGUCGGGUCGAUAACAAUCUCAUCGUAGUUUUCUUUUGGUACGGGUUUCAAAAUUUCAGGAAUUUUGAUGCUUUGCCAAUAUCACAGAUUAUUUUGUAAUAAUUUAAUUAUUUGUGAGUUUGCAUUCUGUGAUUUUUUUAGUAUAUAAUUGUGUACAGAAGAAUUUAGAGUUGGAAACACAACUUCCAAUGGGUCAUUUGAUGGUCUGUUGGUCGGUUGUGGAAUCGACUGUGUACAUUUUUGUUCUAGAAAAACUUUUGUAAAUAGUUACCUAUAUAGCGACUUGAUGUUGAAAAAUUUUAUUAUUCUAUAGAGAUAUUUCAUUACAAAUAAAUGAUUAUGAUUUUAUGAAGA